Messenger RNA from Vollenhovia emeryi, 1895 nucleotides. Its product is annotated as syntaxin-1A. Gene Ontology annotation, biological process: exocytosis; synaptic vesicle fusion to presynaptic active zone membrane; intracellular protein transport. Bases 232 to 1008 code for a protein of 258 amino acids. Gene Ontology annotation, molecular function: SNARE binding; SNAP receptor activity. The record is from RefSeq and is a predicted model, not a curated record. Lineage: Eukaryota; Metazoa; Arthropoda; Insecta; Hymenoptera; Formicidae. The transcript is spliced from 8 exons. Gene Ontology annotation, cellular component: presynaptic active zone membrane; SNARE complex; synaptic vesicle.
UCAUCGGCGCGUGCGCGCCGCGUCGGGACGGCACUGCAGAAGCAGGCGAGUUCGCGAGUGUAUCGAUUUUACGAUCGUGCCUCUCUCGCGGUGCCAGUGCGUCCGUCGUUUCCUUUAGUUUUUUAGUGGACGUGCACGUCGUACAUGGAUAAAACCGUGAAUGGGAUUACCCGCUAGACACGCCGCUCCGUACACCGCCCGCUGACUCGCAAUUCCUCGUCACCCUUCACCAUGACCAAGGAUAGAUUAGCAGCCCUCGUCGCGGCCCAGUCGGACGACGACGAUGUGGCGGACGACGUGUCCGUCAACGUCGGGGCGCCGGAUGACUUCAUGACGGAAUUUUUCGCGGAGGUGGAGGAAAUCCGCGAAAUGAUAGAUAGGAUCCAGACGAACGUGGAAGAUGUGAAGAAAAAGCACAGCGCCAUUCUCUCCGCGCCGCAGACCGACGAGAAGGUGAAACUGGAACUCGAAGAUCUGAUGUCUGACAUCAAGAAAACCGCUAACAAAGUGAGGGCUAAAUUAAAGGUGAUAGAGCAGAACAUCGAGCAGGAGGAGCACACGAACAAAUCGUCAGCGGACCUGAGGAUACGCAAAACCCAGCACUCGACGCUGUCCAGGAAGUUCGUCGAGGUGAUGACGGAGUACAAUCGGACACAGACCGAUUACAGGGAGCGGUGUAAGGGGAGAAUACAACGACAGCUCGAGAUCACGGGGAGAACGACCACCAACGAGGAGCUCGAGGAGAUGCUGGAGCAAGGAAAUCCAGCCGUCUUUACGCAAGGGAUCAUCAUGGAAACGCAACAAGCAAAACAGACCCUUGCGGACAUCGAGGCGCGUCACGCUGACAUCAUUAAACUCGAAAACUCCAUCAGGGAGCUGCACGACAUGUUCAUGGACAUGGCCAUGUUGGUGGAGAGUCAGGAGAUUUGUAUCUCCACGAGAUGUAACGAAAUCGAUACUGCAUGCAAAAGAUUUUAUAUAUCCUUUUUAUUUGUCAUUUUGAGAUAACAGUUUUCUAUCUUGAUUCUCGAUAUACAUGGAAGAACAAUACUCUGCCGCAAGAUACAUAACUUACUUGCAAAUUGCAUAUGUUCAUGUAUCGCAAAUAUCGUGCGUAUAAUAUAUCAAAGAUAUUCAUCAUGAAUAUUGAUGUGCUAUUACAGAGUCCUAUAUACAGAUGAUAAAAGCCUAAUUGUAAUAGUAAUUAAACGUACAUUGCUGGUGGACUCGGUUUAAUGUGCGUGAGAUUGCAAUCGUUUUUGUGGAAAAGAAAACACGAACAUGAAUUUUCCAGCAGUUCACAAAGUAGUUGAUAAAUAUGACUUUUUCUAAAUAAUCUGGCAGUAGGCGAUAAGUUCAUUGAUACGUGCAUUUGAGGACAAAACUUAACAAAGAGAAGGAAUUCAGUUUAAUUGAAAAUAUUUUAGAAGAGAUCAAAUAGAGGCACGUAGUGUUCCAAUUGAAUACUUUGAAUCUCGUUUUUUUAUGACAAAAUAAAAAUCAAAUUAAUAUUGACAAUAUUUUCAACAACAACAAUUUUACGUGCGUUUGGUUCCUUUUGAAUUUAUAAAACAAAUCAUUAUGUUUCUUCUUAUUCACUGCCAUUUAUUAAUUUAAAAAAAAUUUGGCGUGAUGUUGAAUUUUAUCGUUCAAGCGCGAGGUAAAACUUUUCCGACUGUUCUGUCAGAUGCACGUUUCAAUUUCUGUUUGACCCAAACUAUCGAUUUGAUUAACUAUAAUGAGAUGCUUUAUUGCAAGAUGCUUGAGCGGUAUCGUUCCUCGCGAUUGGUUAUACGACGGGCUAAACUUAAGUAGUUUAUUUGCCAAUUUUAAUUGAUACUAUAAUUUAAAGAAUACUUUUUCGAUCGUAUUUUUAUUUUCUAUUACCUAACAUU